GUGGGAGGCGAGAAGCAAAAACAAGCUACUCAUGAAAGGGAUGCUGGCCCGGAAGGGCGUUGCGGCCUUGUAUGCGGGGCCCAAAAUCGCCUCGUACACGGAUGCCUGCGAAGCACCUCCGGCAAUGUGGGAUGGCGCCAUCCCACUCAAGCAAGAACGGGUGUUCAAGAAUGGCGUUGCAACUCGUAUUGUGAAGAAAACAUACUCGCACCCUCCAGAGAUUUACCCCGCGAAUCUGAGCUUCAAUGAUGUCAACUCCAUGUACUGCCUCGGAAACGACGAGCUGAUUAAGUAUUUUCCGGAAGGACUGGGCGGGAAGGUCAUGCAGUUGAUGCCGCCAGGACACCCGCGUGGCUUCUUGUAUCGCACACAGAGCCACCUUCUCAACUGCUUCAUUGACAAGCUUUCGUUUUGGCAGGCGAAGGAAAAGGCGAUCCGCUCCUUGACCAACGGGCGCAGCGGCUUCAUCCUCGACGGGCCUACCGGAACUGGAAAAAGCGCGAUUGUGUGCCAGGCGGUGCACUACGCUCGCUCUCGCGGCAUUAUCACGCUGUACAUUCCCAACGCCAAGGCGUGGACCCACGGUGAGUGGUGCUGGCCAAGCACGAUUCUUCCUGGCUUCUUCGACGCACCCGAUGCAGCGCGUGAUUUUUUGCGCACAGUGGCAGAGGCAAACCGCAGCCUGCUCGAAGGGUGGGACUUAAAGGUGACGCCGCAGGACCUGCCAGUGGAGCAAGGAGAAAAGCAGCCGCGGACUCUCUACGACCUGUGCGAAUGGGGACACCGCGCCGUAGCACCAGCCUCGAUCGAUCGUCAGAGCGUAUGCGUCAAGUUCUUCUUUGACGAAAUCAGCGCCGAGAAGACAAAGCCUAUCGUGAUAGCGGUGGACGGGUGGAAUUUGUUCUCCCACGAGACACACUUCCGCUACCCGCACCCGGACUUUCUCCGCACGCUCACGACGCUGAAUGACGGAUCCACCGACGUGGACCUGUACCCACAAGAGCUGCCAAGGAUUCCUGCGUCGCGGCUCAGCUUUGUGCGCGGUCUCAACAAGCUAAUUCUCUCGCGGAACGACCCAAACAAGUUCUUUAUCACGUGCACGACCCGUGACUUCAAGCCGUUUGACGGCAUCAGCGGCUUCGCGGAUGUAGAGACCGACCGGUUCAAGAAUAGUCUGGACGAGUACGCGCCGUACGAUCCGGAGAAGGACUCUUUCUUCCACCCCAUGAAAGUAGAGAACUUUACCGAAUAUGAGUACAGGUCGUUUCUGCGUUUUGCCAUCAACUCAGGUGAGCUGGCAGGACUUGGAUGGGGCCCAAUGUGGCACUACUCAAGCGAUUUUGAGCGCAAGCUGUACAAGAUCGGUUUCAUGUCCGACCGCAACCCCCAGCGUGUGGUGGACCACUACCACCAGGAGCUUGUGUGGCGCUACGAGUACAAACGCACUCGCCAAAAGCAGUAUCUGCUGGCGCGGCGCAGAAUGUGGCAGAGUGCUAAUAUGGCGGCAGUUGGGCGUGCGAGGAAGCAGUAA
Leptomonas pyrrhocoris is the source of this 1531-nucleotide messenger RNA. RefSeq lists its product as hypothetical. Lineage: Eukaryota; Euglenozoa; Kinetoplastea; Trypanosomatida; Trypanosomatidae. The transcript has a single exon. Bases 32 to 1531 code for a protein of 499 amino acids. Gene Ontology annotation, cellular component: mitochondrial small ribosomal subunit. The record is from RefSeq and is a predicted model, not a curated record. Gene Ontology annotation, molecular function: structural constituent of ribosome.